CAAACACACGGGAAGCACGUGCUUCUCGUUGUCGCCAGCCCACCACGUCACAACUUGGAGGGAUGGCUUCGCCGACCCAUGCAGAUAUCCUCGCCAAGCCGUAUGUACGCGGCGAGACGGACCUCUUUGAGUACCUGACGGCGCUCAUGUCGACCAAGAUCUUGAUCUUUGACGGUGGCAUGGGCACGAUGAUUCAGAAGCACAAGUUCACAGAAGAGGAGUACCGUGGUGAACGGUUCAAGGACUGGGAGCACUUGGUCAAAGGGAACAAUGACUUGUUGUCAAUUACCCAGCGUGACACGAUCAAGGCAAUCCACAAAGAAUACAUGACUGUUGGUGGUGCCCAGCUCAUUGGGACCAACACGUUCUCUGGCACGACAAUUGCUCAAGCGGAUUAUCACAUGGAAGACUUGGUGUACGAAAUUAACUUUGAAAGUGCCGCGUUGGCACGCGAAGCUUGUGAUGAACUCACGGCGCUCGACCCCUUGACUCCUCGCUUCGUAGCGGGGUCGAUUGGUCCUACGAACCGCACGUUGUCAAUAUCUCCCAACGUGGAGGAUCCUGGCUUUCGCAACAUCACAUUCGACGAGCUUGUCCAAGCGUACUACGAGCAAGUCGAGGCGUUGGUGGAUGGCGGCAGUGACAUUCUGCUCGUCGAAACCAUCUUCGACACGUUGAACGCUAAGGCCGCCGUGUUCGCCGUCAACAAGUAUCAAGAAGAUAAGGGCAAGCGAAUCCCGCUCUUUAUUUCUGGUACAAUUGUCGACAUGAGUGGCCGUACGUUGAGUGGCCAAACGACUGAAGCGUUCUAUGUGAGUCUCCGACAUUCCAAGCCGUUCUGCAUCGGUCUCAACUGCGCCUUGGGCGCGAACCAGAUGAAGCCGUUCUUGCGGCGGCUGGCUAACGUGGCCGAGUGCUUUGUGUCUGUUUACGCCAACGCUGGUUUGCCGAAUGCGAUGGGCGGGUACGACGACGACCCGUUGCUUAUGGCCAAGUAUUGUGGUGAAUUCUGUGAAGAAGGACUGCUGAAUAUGAUCGGCGGGUGCUGCGGCACGACACCGCUCCACAUCAAGGCUAUUGCAGACGAAGCCAAGAAGUCAAAGCCGCGUCCGCAAUACAUCCCGAAGGAGCCGUUCAUGUGGCUCUCUGGGUUGGAGGACUUGAUCGUGACAAAGGAACGAUUUGCGUUUCUCAACGUUGGCGAGCGAUGCAACAUCAGUGGGUCGAUUCGCUUUAAGAAGCUCAUUUUGAAGGGCGACUACGGCACUGCGAUGGAAAUCGCGCGCGCCCAGGUCGAAGAAGGCGCAAUGGUCGUCGACGUGAACGUGGACGACGGGAUGCUGGACGGCGUGUCGGCCAUGGAGCGCUUCCUCAAGAUUGCAGUGACCGAGCCCGACGUGUCCAAGGUACCGUUCAUGAUCGAUUCGUCCAAGUUUCACGUCGUCGAAGCCGGGCUCAAGUGCGUGCAAGGCAAGUGCAUUGUCAACUCGAUAUCACUCAAAGUUGGGGAAGACGAGUUCAUUCGGCACGCAAAGAUCGUCAAGAGCCACGGCGCCGCUGUUGUCGUCAUGGCGUUCGACGAGUUCGGUCAAGCGGCGACAGAGGAGGAGAAAGUUCGCAUUUGCAAGCGGUCGUACGACAUUCUGGUCGGCCCUCGCGUCGGGUUUCCCCCGGAGGACAUUGUGUUUGACCCGAACAUUUUGACAAUUGCCACCGGGAUGGAAGAGCACAACAACUACGGAGUGGACUUUAUCAACGCGUGCCGAGUCAUCAAGGAGCAAAACCCGUACUGCAAGAUCUCGGGCGGAGUGUCCAACUUGUCGUUUGGGUUCCGUGGCGUCAACGUCAUUCGUGAAGCGAUCCACAGUGUGUUCUUGUACCAUGCCGUCCAAGCAGGCAUGGACAUGGGGAUCGUGAACGCCGGGAUGCUCCAGGUGUACGACGACAUUCCAAAGGACCUGCUCCAGAUUGUUGAAGACGUCGUGCUCAAUCGCUACCCUGAAGCGUCCGAGCUGCUCUUGGAGCGUUCGUUGCUCGAGCGCGAAAAGGCCGAAGCCGCCAAGAAGGGCGGCACCGGAGCAGCCGUGGCCCAGCAGGAAUGGCGCACCAAGCCUGUAAGUGAGCGCUUGACCCAUGCGCUGGUCAAGGGCAUUUCCGACUACAUUGACGCGGACGUGGAAGAGAUGCGGUUGUUGUGCGAACGGCCGCUGCACGUCAUCGAAGGGCCGCUCAUGGACGGCAUGAACGUAGUCGGGGACUUGUUUGGGUCGGGCAAGAUGUUUUUGCCCCAAGUGAUCAAAAGUGCACGCGUGAUGAAAAAAGCCGUCGCGUAUCUGCUGCCGUUCAUGGAAGCGGAGAAGCUGGCCCAGCAAGCGAAGGACCGCGCUGACGGCAUCGUAAGCGCCGACAUGGACGAAAACAGCAUGUACGCGGGCAAGGUCCUCCUGGCGACUGUCAAGGGCGACGUCCACGAUAUUGGGAAGAACAUUGUCGGCGUCGUGUUGGGGUGCAACAAUUACAAGAUCAUUGACGCUGGAGUGAUGGUGCCAUGCGAGGAAAUCCUGCGCCUGGCCAAAGAACACAACGUCGACAUCAUCGGUCUCUCGGGGCUCAUCACGCCAUCGUUGGACGAAAUGGUGUUUGUCGCAAAGGAAAUGGCAAAGGCCGGCAUGACCCAGCCGCUCAUGAUUGGCGGUGCCACCACGUCCAAGAUGCACGCGGCUGUCAAGAUUGCGCCGCAGUACUCGACCAUCGACCAUCCCGUCAUCCACGUCUUAGAUGCGUCCCGAUCGGUUGUCGUCGUGGGCAACUUGCUCAAGGAAGACGAGAAGGCCGAUUUUGCAGAGGAAAUUCUCGAGGAGUACGAAGAGUUGCGCGAGGACUACUACGCGUCCAUCGAUGACAUCAAGAUGAUCGCGUACGACAAGAUCUGCGCCAAAUCGUUCGCGAUCGACUGGACGGCAAGCCCUCCGUAUGGCAAGACAAACCAACUCGGAAACCGUGUCGUGGAUGGCGUGGCGCUGGCGGACAUUGUCCCCUUCAUCGACUGGAAUCCGUUCUUUCAAACGUGGGAGCUACGCGGCCGGUACCCCAACCGUGGGUACCCCAAGAUCUUUGACGACGAGAAUGUCGGGGCGGAAGCGAAAAAGUUGUUUGACGACGCCCAAAAGAUGCUCGACGAGAUCAUCGCCAACAAAUCCAUGCAAGUCCGUGGUGUGUGCGGCAUCUACCGCGCCGCUCGCAAGGGCCAAGAUGUCGUCUUGUACCACCCCGAGCGCCGCGACGAAGAAAUCGCCACCUUUGCAAUGUUGCGCCAACAAGCCGAGAAAGAAACCGACGAGCCGUACAUGAGCUUGUGCGACUUUGUCGCGCCGGUUGAGACUGGGUUGGAAGACCACUUGGGGAUGUUUGCCGUCGGGUGCUUUGGCGUGGAGGAGCUCGCAGCCGAGUACGAAGCCAAACACGACGACUACUCCAAGAUCAUGGCCCAAGCCAUCGGCGAUCGCUUCGUUGAAGCCUUUGCCGAGUACAUUCAUCGUGAGAUGCGCACCAAGUUCUGGGGUUACGCCGCAGACGAGAGCCUCGUCCAAGAAGACCUGCUCAAGGUCAAGUACGACGGCAUUCGACCGGCCCCGGGGUACCCGUCCCAGCCGGACCACACGGAGAAGAAGACGAUGUGGAACCUCCUACAAGCUGAAGCGCUUGGCCUCAAGCUCAGCGAGAACUUUGUCAUGAUGCCGGCGUCGUCGGUGAGCGCGCUGUGCUUUGCCCACCCCGAGUCGCAGUACUUUGCCGUUGGGAAGGUCGGGAAAGACCAGAUCACUGCGUACGCCCAACGCAAGAAACAGAGUGUUGAGUUCACGGAGAAGUGGCUGUCCCCCAUUCUCAGUUACGACCGCGACUAAAUCGCGACGCACUCUCAAGGCAUGCCAUCCCAAGCUGAUGCCAUGCCUGAACACGCUAUCGCACCGGUCAUAUGUGCCAUUGCGUGGAGAUUGCAAGAGCGACCCUUGUCGUGGGCGCAGAGAUAGCUGCCAAAAUAACAAGAUUGUGUAUUAUUGCGUCACGUGAAGGACA
Molecule: messenger RNA, 4077 nt
Organism: Aphanomyces invadans
Lineage: Eukaryota; Oomycota; Saprolegniomycetes; Saprolegniales; Verrucalvaceae
Product: methionine synthase
Exons: 1
Coding region: 63-3905 (1280 amino acids)
Biological process (GO): pteridine-containing compound metabolic process
Molecular function (GO): methionine synthase activity; cobalamin binding; zinc ion binding
Source: RefSeq, a predicted model, not a curated record